Messenger RNA from Medicago truncatula (barrel medic), 2557 nucleotides. Its product is annotated as wall-associated receptor kinase 5. Lineage: Eukaryota; Viridiplantae; Streptophyta; Magnoliopsida; Fabales; Fabaceae. Gene Ontology annotation, molecular function: ATP binding; calcium ion binding; polysaccharide binding. Gene Ontology annotation, cellular component: plasma membrane. Gene Ontology annotation, biological process: cell surface receptor signaling pathway; protein phosphorylation. Bases 149 to 2350 code for a protein of 733 amino acids. The record is from RefSeq and is a predicted model, not a curated record. The transcript is spliced from 3 exons.
UGAAAAAAACAUAGAAACAUGGGUCUAAUUGAGAAAUAUUUCAAAAGAGUUCAUGUCAUUGUCAAUAUUAGCUAUUAGCAAUAUCGAUUGACACAAAAGAAAAACUAAUUAAAUUUGAAGUGUUAUUAUAAAUAAACGAGGCACCCUUAUGCCACAAGACACUAAAAAGGCCUAUCAUUUUUCUUCUACUAAAUUUGUGAUUCAAUUCAAGGCAAUGCAUCCAUUGAUAAUGGUUUCAUUAGCACUUUUGAUAGAAACAGUUGCAUCUGAUCAACCUAAACAAGUCCUACCAGGCUGCAAUUACACCUGUGGAGAUUUAACAAUUCCAUAUCCAUUUGGCAUAGGAAAUUCAACAGCACAACAUCAUACACCAUGUUACAUGGAUUCAAAAUUUGAACUCACCUGUGUAAACAACUCAAAAUUAAUUCGGCCUAGGGGUAUCGAAGUCCUGGACAUAAAUCCCCAAGGUCAAGUGGAAAUGAAAUUUUCAGUCUCACAUCUUUGUUCGAAUGGUAGUAGUAGUAGUAAUAAUACUGAAGAAGCAAAUAGAGCUUAUCUCAUAGUUUCUCCUCACACAAUUUCAAGUACGGAAAACAAAUUCAUAACCGUUGGUUGCGACAGUUACGGAUAUCUCAACAGUAAUUUCACAGGUGGCACUUAUUCAACAGGGUGCUUAACAAGAUGUUAUGAUUUUAAACCUAAAAUAGUAAUUGGGAAUAACACUGGAAAAUGCACAGGUUUAGGGUGUUGCCAAGUGGAUAUUCCUUCUAGUAUGAAAAAUAUCACAAUUGAAGCAUUUAAAUUCCCAACUUCUACCCUAUCUAAGGAAAAUUCUUGUAGCUAUUCCUUUAUUGCAAAACAAGGAUCCUAUAAAUUUUCUGUAGACCAUAUAAAUAAUCUACCUAAUGAAACUUUCCCCUUGGUUAUUAAUUGGGCUAUUACAAAUGAAUCAUGUCAAAUAGCUCACACUACAAAUAGCUACGCCUGCAAGAAAAAUAGUGAAUGUGUCGAUGACGAUCCAGAUUAUGAUGGUUACAGAUGCAAGUGUUUACAAGGUUUUGAAGGAAAUCCAUACCUUCCUGGAGGCUGCACAGACAUUGACGAAUGUGCAACAAAAACUCAUGUAUGCAAAAAUAAAGCAAAUUGUAAUAACACUUUGGGGAGUCACACUUGUUUUUGUCCCAAGGGGCAAACCGGAAAUGGAACAAAGGAAGGAGGGUGCCAGAAAGUUCAUCUAAAUGCAACUCGAAUAGUACUUCCUACUGUCCUUGGAGCAGGAGCAUUAUUUAUGAUUUUCUUCUUAAUAUACCAAAGAAGGAAAUUUAUCAAAUUGAAAGAGAAGUUCUUUAGGCAGAAUGGAGGUUCUAUUUUGGAACAAAAACUUCUUCAAAGAAAAGACUCGUCUCAAAUAGCUCACAUUUUCAAAGAAAAUGAACUAAGGAAAGCUACUAACAACUUUGAUGAGAGCUUAAUCAUAGGUAGAGGAGGUUUUGGUACAGUUUUCAAAGGGGAACUUGAUGAUAAUAGAAUUGUGGCUAUCAAAAAGUCCAAAACAAUAGACGAAAGCCAAAUUGAACAAUUCAUUAACGAGGUGGAUGUUGUCUCUCAAAUAAAUCACAGGAAUGUGGUCAAACUCUUGGGGUGUUGUCUAGAAACAGAAGUUCCUUUGUUGGUUUAUGAGUUUGUUAGCAAUGGUACUCUUUCUGAAUUUCUUCGCACACAAGGUAAGACGAACGAUCUUACUUGGAAAACUCGUCUUAGGAUAGCUGUUGAGGUAGCUGGAGCUCUGUCAUAUCUGCAUUCAGCUGCCUCAAUACCCAUUAUCCAUAGAGAUGUCAAGAGUGCUAACAUUCUCUUAGAUGGAACCAACACCGCUAAAGUGUCAGAUUUUGGAGCAUCAAGGUUGAUUCCACUUGAUCAAACUGAAGUAGCCACAAUGGUGCAAGGAACUAUUGGCUACUUGGAUCCAGAGUAUAUGCAAACAAGCCAAUUAACUGAGAAAAGUGAUGUAUAUAGCUUUGGAGUAGUUCUUGUGGAGCUGCUAACGGGGGAGAAACCUUUUUGUUUUGGUAGGCCGGAAGAGAGAAGAAGUCUUGCUACGCACUUUUUAUCUUGCUUGAAAAAGGAUAAUGUGUUUGAAGUUAUUCAAGAUGGUUUGUGGAAUGAAGAAAACAAACAAGUGAUCAUGGAGGUGGCUGUUCUUGCGGCGAACUGUUUGAGACUUAUAGGGGAGGAAAGACCAAGCAUGAAGGAAGUGGCUAUGGAAUUGGAGGGAAUGAGGUUAAUGGAUAAGCACUCUUGGAUCAAUGCAGACCUUAAUGUAGAGGAGAGUCCACUACUUGCUUCAUGAAUCAUCAUCUAGCAUUUAUGAAUUUGGUGAUGAUAGAAAAGAAUAUUUGUCGAAAUUAGUUAUAAUGAUUUUCCUGCAAUUAUGUUGUAUCCUAUGAAUCACGGUCACUCCUCAGAUUAGGCGUGUCCCGGUGUCGGACAUGUGUCGUGUCGGACACCGACACUUGUAAUUACACUGAAUUAUGUGAUUUUUUAAAAUAAUUAUUUG